CAGGGCGAGGUUGUUGUGCCGGGUGGCGGCGAACAUCACGCGACGCAGAUCCGCGCAGACGUGCCGAAGGAGGAGCGCCGUGCUCUUUAAGAUCUGGGCCGGCUGCGGUGGGAGAACGACUGGUCGGGCGCACGUCAUAGUCAUCUCCCUGCUCUCGUUGUCUCACUCCUUCUUUUGUUCUCCGUUUUUAAAACUAAGAGACAAUUCGGCGGUGACCUGACAUUUUUCAAAGGGGACCCUAGAGAAACGACGAAUAAAAGAUGUUUGAAACGGAACAAAUCCUGCUGGUUCUGCUGGAUAUACUCUGCCUUGGAUUGGCUGGACUCCCAUUUGCAAUACUCACGUCCCAACACAAUACAUUCAAAAGAGGAUUUUUCUGUAGCGAUGACUCAAUCAGGUACCCCUUUAAGGAAGACACCAUCUCCUACCAGUUGUUGGGGGGAGUGAUGAUUCCAUUCACAUUAAUUGUUCUCGUGUGUGGGGAGUGUCUCCUUGUCACUCAGAGUCACCCAAAUCAACAAGUGAAUUCCCAGUCCUCGCUCCUUUGCUGUUACCUGAGAGCCAUCUAUAAAGCCCUGGGCAGCUUCGUGUUCGGUUUGGCCAUGAGCCAGUCCCUCACCGACAUCGCCAAGUAUUCCAUUGGCCGACUGAGGCCACACUUCCUGGCGGUGUGCCAACCUGCCCUGGGCCCCGAUGACUGCAUUUCGGGUCGAUACAUUGAAAAUGCCACGUGCAUGGGGGACGAGAGCUUGGUUAACGAGGCCAGGGUGUCCUUCUACUCGGGCCACUCGUCCUUCUCCAUGUACUGCAUGGUGUUUCUCGCUCUGUAUCUGCAAGCUAGACUCCAGAAGAAGUGGGCGAGGCUCCUUCGGCCUAUGCUGCAGUUCUUCCUGAUCUCUGCCUCAGUCUAUGUGGGCCUGACGCGCGUGUCUGACUACAUGCACCACUGGAGCGACGUCCUCACAGGGCUCCUGCAGGGGGCGCUAGUUGCAGUGCUCAUAGUGUUUUUCGUGUCGGACUUCUUCAAGAAGCCAGCGGCGUUUCAGAAAGAGCCGGAGCUCUCGCAGUCUAGUUUACAGGAAACGCCUGUCAAUGGAAACCAUUACCAUAGCACCCACUAAGAUGAGGUGAACUUAAAGAGCAAGGCGGAUUGGAAGCAGGAAGUAUGGGGGUGGGGGGUGUGCCGUUCUGGGGGUGACUGACAGCAGGGUUACAUUACUCAACGUUGCCUUGGCUGGCCUGUGGCUGCUGCUGCUGAUGUCAGCAGUCCUCAUGAUGUCAGUGCUGAUGUCAGCAGUCCUCAUGAUGUCAGUGCUGAUGUCAGCAGUCCUCAUGAUGUCAGUGCUGAUGUCAGCAGACCUCAUGAUGUCAGUGCUGAUGUCAGCGCUAAUAUACAAAUACAGUAAGAGCAUGUUCUAGGCAUGAAGGAAAUUAAUCACCGUUAAAGCUUUUAUACUCAUAUCAAAGAAUUUAAAAAGGGGGGGAAAGUUAGCAUUGGCAUAUGCAUCGUUUUACUAGGUUUUUGGGGUGGAGGACUUUAGCAACAGAAAUAAGGCAAGACCCUGACUUAUUUUGAAACAAAUGCCCACUUACGUAUUGUAACGUGAGGCCUUAAAGAUGCUUAGUCAUGAUGUUUUGAGAGGAACUAGCCUGACCCGUGUUGAAGGGAACAACACCACCAUUCAUGUAAAACCUUCCCGGUCUAUUACUGCUUAAACAACCAUUUAAAAAUUUCGAAGGCAGUGCUGGUUAAGUGAUAUACAACACCCAUGCUAGCAAUGGCUAACACUUAAAAAAAAAUGCUAUUAUUAAAUUUUCCUGGCCUGCUUCUCUGUAUGAGUGCUAUGUUCAGUGCUAAAGGUCUCCGUUCCAGAAGAAUUCACAGGGACAGACAUUCCGUAUGGAAUAUUUGUAAAGAAAAGCAAAAGUAAUGCCCAUACAAUUCCACUUCCUUCACAAAAUUCUGUUGCGGUCAAAUAAAUCAUUCAUUUUUAGAGAUGAUGUAAUAGGUAAAUUUUUACCUACAACUGUUGCUUUUGAUAAGGAAGUAAAAUUGCGGGUCUAGGAAGGCCUUUUUAUGAAUCGUGUUAUGAAUGAACAAUGUAAAGGAAGGUCUUAACAAUACAUCAUGUUUUAUGGAGGGGAACAUCAUUGUGCCGAAGUUUUGGUUUAAAAUUUUAUGUAUGUUUUAUGUAAAAUGUAAUUGCUGAUUUGUGUGUUUGAUUAUUAUAAAUAAAUAUAUAUAUAUAUAUCUGAAACCUA
Messenger RNA from Paramormyrops kingsleyae, 2262 nucleotides. It is a transcript of the gene plpp1b, whose product is annotated as phospholipid phosphatase 1b. Gene Ontology annotation, cellular component: plasma membrane. Gene Ontology annotation, biological process: phospholipid dephosphorylation; phospholipid metabolic process; signal transduction. The record is from RefSeq and is a predicted model, not a curated record. Gene Ontology annotation, molecular function: phosphatidate phosphatase activity. NCBI's taxonomy places the organism in Eukaryota, Metazoa, Chordata, Actinopteri, Osteoglossiformes, Mormyridae.